Tribolium madens (black flour beetle) is the source of this 1893-nucleotide messenger RNA. RefSeq names its product putative leucine-rich repeat-containing protein DDB_G0290503. NCBI's taxonomy places the organism in Eukaryota, Metazoa, Arthropoda, Insecta, Coleoptera, Tenebrionidae. Gene Ontology annotation, cellular component: Golgi apparatus; Golgi membrane. The transcript has 5 exons. Bases 182 to 1525 code for a protein of 447 amino acids. The record is from RefSeq and is a predicted model, not a curated record.
UUUUUACCCGAAUUUAUUAAUAAUAUUAAUUAAUUGGUGUUUAUUGCGAAAUUUUCGGUGUUGGUAAUACAGUACUCUAUCAUUUGGUCACGUCAAAUGUCAAACGUGAAAGUAAAGGUUACGUUCAAAUUGUGUCACUCUAUGUUUAUAAACAAUUGUGGCGUUUUUUGAAAUAAAUGUGAUGACUACCUCACGGAUAGUACGUGGCACUAAAGCCCGCAUCUUCUUGUACAUUUGUGGCGUUUUAAUAAUAACCGGAAUUAUCGCUUGCUAUAAUAACACUUGGUAUCAGCUCGAAGAUGCGAGAAAGUCAAACGAAAUCUGCCACCAGCAAGAGGAGAAUUUGUCGACGCAACUUCAAAUGAUUUCAGACUACAAACAGCGGCUGGAAAAGUCACUAAAGACUGAGAAAGCUGAACAUCAAAAAAUCCAAAGUGAGUUGGAGAAUAAACUGAAUGAGGAGAAAAGCAAGAAUGAGAAGGGCACGAACGAGGCGAAUGUGAGGUUCAGUUCGUUGCAACAGCACUUCAACUUGUUGCAAACGCAAUACGAGGACUUGCAAGCCAAAUUGAAAGAGCUGGAACAGGAGUUAAAAGACGUAAAGGCCUCAAAAGAAAGCUUAAAGACGAAAUUUUUGGAAGUACAGAGUAAAAAUGAGCAUUUAGAAACUUCUAAUCAAGAUUUAGAAAAGCAACUACAGCAAAAUGUGAAAGAGAGUACCAACAAAAUCAAUCAUUUGACAAAGGUUAACCAUGAGCUGCAGAGGGAAUUAACCGAUUUGAAGGGCAAAUGCCCGACCUACGAGUCCAUCCAGCCCCCUCAGGUGGCCCCCAACGCCUCCCCCGACACAUCCUCGCCCCGUCUCAACUUCAGUCGCCAGGUGCAAAUCGAUGCUAAUGAAUACCAAAUCAAGCCCGACGAGAAGGCCCCCCACGUCGAGCCCCAGAAGCAAGUAAUUCAAAGUCCCCCGAAUCAGAACUUUAUCAAAACACCGACAAAAUCGACGACUUCGUCGAGUUUAAGAGUCUCACAAGGGAGUCUGAACGGGGCGAGGCCUCUACUCAUCCCAACGGUGACACCAAAAAACGUGAAGAAAGUGCCAGAGGGGGUCGUGCCGAUCCCCGAAAAGCGGGAGGUUGAGAAGAAGACUGAAGAAGAAGAGAAGAACGAGUUGCCAGAAGAGACUGUGAAUAAUCGAUACAGAAAUAAAAUAAGUGAUAUUGCGAUGAAGGAAGAUGCGAAAAAGGCCGACGAGGCGGAUAAGGAGAAUGGGGCUCAUGAGGUGUUCGACCAGCAUGUGGGAGGGGCCUAUGAUAAUUUUGGGUUCGGGGAGUUGAACGAACAUAUUAAAAAUGCCGAAAAACAAAGUUUUAACAAACAACAUAUUGAUAGGUUAGCGAUGGAAGGUAACAAAGUUUACGAAAAUGAGGAAAAUCAUCCGCUUGAAGAAAAUGAACCGGAAGAUGAUGAUCCGGAAUAUCCUGAACAUUUAGGACGUAUGAAAGAUGCAGUGGAAAGAAAUUAGGACUUUUAGUUGUACUUAAAAAUUUUAAGAAUUUUUUUCAGUGGAGAAUAUUUAAAGCUCAAUUAUAUCAUAUUCAGUAUUGUAUUUAGCUGUCAUCUGUCCCAUUACAGGCUUAGUAAAUUAAGUACUUGUAUAUAUGUUAUGAAAGAUAGAUUUAUAGGCGCAACAGUGAAUUGUGUUGUUUUUACGAAUCGGUUAUUGAUCUCGAUGUCAACGAAUUAUGCAUUUUUUUGUAAAUUGUAAGCACUUUUUUUUAGAUGGAAGUUAAAUUGCCACUUUUUAUUGUAUAUUCAUGUCGACGGAAAAUUUUCGGUGUGAUCCUUGUAAAUAUUUAAUUUAAUCGGCAUAUCUCGAAAUAAAGAGGUAAU